Molecule: messenger RNA, 1881 nt
Organism: Elaeis guineensis (African oil palm)
Lineage: Eukaryota; Viridiplantae; Streptophyta; Magnoliopsida; Arecales; Arecaceae
Product: UDP-glucose 6-dehydrogenase 5
Biological process (GO): glycosaminoglycan biosynthetic process
Cellular component (GO): nucleus
Molecular function (GO): NAD binding; UDP-glucose 6-dehydrogenase activity
Source: RefSeq, a predicted model, not a curated record
UUUUUUUUGUAUGGUUAGCUCGUGAGAAGAGGAGGUCCAGAUCCUCUCACAUGGCUUUGUAGUAUUUAAGGGGGUGCACCUCCCCUCCUUCUCGACAGGCGAUUCUCUCUCUCUAUCUCUCUCUCAUUCUGUCUUCUAGUUUCUCUUGGGAGCAGUUCAGAAGGCUAUUCAAAACCAAAGAUGGUGAAGAUCUGCUGCCUUGGAGCCGGCUAUGUUGGUGGCCCAACCAUGGCUGUAAUUGCCCUCAAAUGCCCAUCCAUUGAAGUGGUUGUUGUCGACAUCUCUGUCUCCCGGAUCUCAGCAUGGAACAGUGAUCAGCUCCCAAUCUAUGAGCCAGGCCUUGAUGAUGUGGUCAAGCAGUGCAGAGGGAGGAACCUCUUCUUCAGCACCGACAUUGAAAAGCAUGUCUCCGAGGCCGAUAUCAUCUUCGUCUCCGUGAACACACCGACCAAAACCCGUGGCCUUGGAGCAGGCAAGGCUGCUGAUCUCACCUACUGGGAGAGUGCAGCCCGCAUGAUCGCCAAUGUUGCCAAGUCCGACAAGAUCGUGGUCGAGAAAUCCACAGUCCCUGUCAAGACUGCUGAGGCCAUUGAGAAGAUCUUAACCCAUAACAGCAAAGGUAUCAACUUUCAGAUCCUCUCAAACCCAGAAUUCCUUGCAGAGGGCACAGCAAUCCAGGACCUUUUCAAGCCUGAUCGAGUGCUCAUCGGCGGCCGGGAGACGCCUGAAGGCCGGAAGGCUGUUCAAGCAUUGAAGGAUGUCUAUGCCAAUUGGGUGCCGGAGGAUCGAAUUCUAACCACCAAUCUAUGGUCUGCAGAGCUAUCCAAGCUUGCAGCCAAUGCCUUCUUGGCUCAAAGGAUCUCAUCUGUGAAUGCCAUCUCAGCACUCUGCGAGGCCACCGGCGCCAAUGUGUCUGAGGUAGCCUACUCUGUGGGGAAGGAUACAAGAAUUGGGCCUAAGUUCUUGAAUUCCAGUGUUGGCUUUGGAGGCUCCUGCUUCCAAAAGGAUAUCCUUAAUCUAGUCUACAUUUGUGAGUGCAAUGGUCUUCCUGAGGUGGCCAACUACUGGAAGCAGGUCAUCAAGAUCAAUGACUACCAGAAGAGCCGAUUUGUGAAUCGAGUGGUAUCCUCCAUGUUCAACACCGUCGCUGGAAAGAAGAUUGCGGUGCUCGGGUUCGCAUUCAAGAAGGAUACUGGUGACACUAGGGAGACUCCAGCCAUUGAUGUCUGCAAGGGCCUAUUGGGUGACAAGGCCAAGAUCAGCAUCUAUGAUCCCCAGGUGACAGAGGACCAGAUCCAGCGUGACCUUGCGAUGAACAAGUUCGACUGGGACCACCCGGUCCACCUCCAGCCGAUGAGCCCGACGGCGGUGAAGCAGGUGAGUGUGACCUGGGAUGCAUAUGAGGCCACAAAGGGGGCGCAUGGCAUCUGCAUUCUGACUGAGUGGGAUGAGUUCAAGUCACUUGACUAUAAGGAGAUCUAUGAGAGCAUGCAGAAGCCAGCAUUUAUAUUUGAUGGCCGCAAUGUGGUGGAUCCAGAAAAACUUAGGGAAAUUGGCUUCAUUGUUUACUCAAUUGGGAAGCCACUGGAUCCAUGGCUUAAGGACAUGCCUGCUGUGGCUUGAAGGGGAGUUAUCUUCUUCUCAGGAGAGUAGAGAUCAUAUUAGGCUGCCAAGUUUGGAUGGAGAAUUCUUUAAAAUUGCUGUUCCUUUUGUUUAAGAUUUGGUGUUUCCUUAAUGGUCUAUUAUUUCCAAAUUAUAGUUAGGCAUGGCAGGGUCAUCUCUAUGUUUAUCCUGCAUGCUUCUUUUGAUCUUAUUAUACACUUUAUGGAGUAUUUUCUGUUUCAUUUAAGAAAUAUAUCUGAUAUCUAUUACUCUUCUCUG